Trichophyton verrucosum HKI 0517 is the source of this 2178-nucleotide messenger RNA. Its product is annotated as ABC multidrug transporter, putative. The transcript has 4 exons. Gene Ontology annotation, cellular component: membrane. Gene Ontology annotation, biological process: transmembrane transport. Lineage: Eukaryota; Fungi; Ascomycota; Eurotiomycetes; Onygenales; Arthrodermataceae. The record is from RefSeq and is a predicted model, not a curated record. Gene Ontology annotation, molecular function: ABC-type transporter activity; ATP binding; ATP hydrolysis activity. The coding region runs from base 1 to 2178 and encodes 725 amino acids.
AUGUUCCUUGUUGCUGGGCUACUACCAGACCCCGAUGAGCCGUUCUCUCCGUCCCUAUCUCACGCCCAUGCAUGGAUACUUGCCGCAGUCACGGAGGCACUUCAAAUUGCCAUGUUCUGCUUCCAAUUUGGAAAAGAUCCUAUUAACUCCGGGAUGGAAAGUGUUCAACUAGGUCUUCUCAUGCUUAGAAUGGGAUUCUUUGUCGCCAUGGCUGCUAUCUAUCUCCAGCCUAUGUAUGCGUGGUCCCAUAUCAAACUUGGUGAAACCGACCCUCUGCUAGGCGAAAUUGCUGCGAAGCCAGUACGUGAUGCGCAGCAUGGAGGAUGGCUGGACUACGUUGUCGGCUUUAGCACCCUCUUUCCAUAUCUCUGGUCAGUGAUACCCAACCCCCCAAACAUCUCUCAUUUUCCUCACCAUGCUAAUGGAAACAUCUAUAGGCCAUCAGACUCACGGAGAUUGCAGCUCCGCGCAGUAUUUUGCUUUUUCCUUUUGAUUCUUCAACGCAUAGUCAAUAUCAUGGUACCGCGCCAGUUAGGUUUUGUCGUUGCCUCCCUUGGGUCUGGUACAAUUCCUUACAAGCAGCUUGCAAUCUAUCUCGUCUUGAGAGGACUACAGGGUCAGCAAGGUGUUAUUGGAUCCAUUAGAGCCCUUCUGUGGAUCAGUGUCAGCCAGUCAACAUACAGAAGACUCACAUCUUCAGCAUUCGAACAUGUCCUCUCCCUCUCCCUUGAAUUCCAUCUCGGCAAGCGGAUCGGCGAGGUCAUGAGUGCACUAAGCAAAGGGAGUGCCUUGAAUACAUUUUUGGACGGCCUGAUAUUCCAACUGUUCCCCAUGGUGGCUGACUUGUGGAUUGCUGCCUUGUACUUCUUGAUUGAAUUCGGGGCAUUUUAUGCUUUGAUUGUCAUCUCCGUUACCUGGCUAUAUCUUUUUGUCACUAUCUACAUGGCAAAAUACCGUGGCCGAGCGAGACGGGAGAUGGUAAACCGUGAGCGUGAAAUGGAAGCUGCAAACCGGUUCAAUGGACUGAUCAAAUCAUUCCAGGGCGCUGAGUACUUUGUAUUCUUCUCCCUAAACAUGCUGAAUGCUACCCAGAACUUGCUAUUUACAGCAGGGGUUGCCAUUGUCUGCCUACUAUGUGCUUAUCAGAUAUCCGCUGAUAUGCAGAAAGUUUCUAUGUUUGUUACUUUGAUCACAUAUCUGGCUCAGUUGCAAGCUCCUCUAAACUUCUUUGGAAGCUUUUACACGCAAGUUCAGAACAAUCUGAUUGAUGCAGAACGAAUGUUGGCUCUAGUAAGUCUAGUAAUGACCGCGGAGACAGUACUAAUGCUAACUGCAAUACAGUUCAAGGAGAAGCCCCUGAUUCAGGACGGGGACAAUGCUAUGCCGCUGAACUACUGCAAAGGCAAAGUAGAAUUCAAAAAUAUCAAUUUUGCCUAUGAUGGACGUCGCCCAGCGCUUCGAGACGUUAGCUUUGUCGUGGAGCCUGGCACUUCAACCGCAAUAGUUGGAGAAAGUGGUAGCGGGAAGUCCACUAUCUUAAAACUGCUGUUCCGAUUUUACGACGUUGCAGGAGGGUCUGUCCAAGUGGACGGCAUGGACGUUCGUGAUAUGACCAUUGCAAGUUUACGCAGCCAUUUGGGUGUUGUGCCACAAGAUGCAAUCCUCUUCAACGACACUGUGCUCUAUAACCUGUUAUACGCACGACCAGAAGCAACUAUGGAACAGGUAUAUGAAGCUUGCAGGGCGGCUAGUAUCCAUGAUCGGAUAAUGAGCUUCCCAGAUGGCUAUGAGACAAAAGUUGGCGAACGAGGGCUGCGGCUUUCCGGUGGGGAGAAGCAGAGAAUAACUAUUGCAAGGACCUUCCUCAGAUCUCCUCAGAUAUUGCUCCUUGACGAAGCUACGGCUUCGCUAGACUCCCAGACGGAGCGUCAGAUCCAAGGGGCUCUCGAGAAAAUAGCCAAAGGCCGAACAAGCAUCACUAUUGCUCACCGACUGUCUACGAUCACCAAGGCAGAUCAGAUCAUCGUUCUACACCAAGGACGUGUUGUCGAGAAAGGUACCCAUACCGAACUGCUGUCUGCAAAUGGGAUGUAUAGCCAAAUGUGGGAGAAGCAGACGAAGGCAAAGGUCAAGGCCGACAAUGAGAAUGAUGGAAAUUUGCUGAUAUCCCCCGAAUAA